AUGUCGAAAUCAUUCUCUAUUCGGGAUGCUGAUGCGUCGUUGAACGAUGCUCAGUUCAUUCUUGACGCAUUCGACUCAACAAUACCUCAUCUGGUGGCUACCGGAAACUCUGAACAAUGGGGGACUGAACCUUUCUCGAAGAAAGAAGGCGUUGUCCAACGUAUUCACGAUACAGUGGCAAAGUCAGAUACUUUCCGCAAGACAGGAACGGGUGAACCCAUAAGAUUGUUCAUUGCCGAGGUUGAGGAUGACCAAGCCAGUUCAGGGUCCACCGCAGACAGCAGUCUUGCUCGACGUGUCGAUGAGAAUGGAAAGACUUUUCUGUCCGUUGGGCUUGUCUGGAUCCUGGAUGAACAGUUUGUGGAUUAUCUCAAAGAAACAGAUAGCUUGAAGGAACAUGUCGGACCAGCGUCGGAGAAGGGCAACUUCGUCUUCUUGAAGUAUCUUGUCGCUGAUCACCGAGUUGGUGAUCAACGCCGAGGUGCUGGCGCUGCGCUUCUUGCAAAGGUGAAGGAGUAUGCUCUUGAGAAGGGCUGGAAAACAAUCUGGAUCGACUGUUGGGAUGGAGGCAAUGGACAAUUGGUACAAUAUUACGUCGACAGGGGCUUUCAGAUUGUGGCCAGCUUUCAAGAUCAUGAUUACAAAGAUGGGACGACUUGGAAGGGCAAGCUUCUUCGUCUAGACUUGUCAUAG
This is a messenger RNA of Fusarium coffeatum, 693 nucleotides long. RefSeq lists its product as uncharacterized. Bases 1 to 693 code for a protein of 230 amino acids. The record is from RefSeq and is a predicted model, not a curated record. Lineage: Eukaryota; Fungi; Ascomycota; Sordariomycetes; Hypocreales; Nectriaceae. The transcript has 2 exons.